AUGAGGAUCGUAAAGAAAGGUGCUUCGCUGCUCGUUCUGGAAGAACCAAUUCUCUUCACCACAUUUCAGAAAAUCCAUCUCAAGCGCAGUCCACCAACACUCCACCCAGGCAGCGCAACUGAGAAGGUCGGCCCCUGCGAACCAACGAGGAAGUUUAUCAGCAUCGCCCAAAUCGUGAAGGCAGCUCCUCCAAAACGAUUCUCAACGCCCUCUUUCACAAGCUUCAAAGGGGCUUCCAAUCCCGAAAGCCAUCUGAAGCAUUUCAAAAGUCUUGUGAUCCUCUACAAGGCGGAAGACGCGUUAAUGUGCAAGGUAUUUGCAAUGACUUUGCAAGGAGCAGCUCAGGACUGGUUCCAUACCCUGCCUUCCAGGUCAAUCAGCAGCUUCAAGGAGCUUGCUUAUGCCUUCACCAAAGGAUACACUUCUUACCGGACAAUCAAGAAGAACCUUGACCACCUGUAUAACUCGCGCAAGAAGCCCGAUGAAUCCUUUCGAGAUUACUUAAAAGGAUUCAAAGUAGAAAAGGCCAACAUCAUAGAGUGCGAUGAUCGAAUCUCAUCCUCUAUAUUCAAGAAAGCUCUUCCAGCUGAACACAACUUAUACCACGAGCUGACUAUCACUCCCAGCCAGACUCUGGCAGAGGUCUUCGCCGCCACAGAAUCUUACGUGCUUUGGGAUAACGAUCGAAUCGUAACGAAGAAAUCCAAUGAGCAGGAAGAUCAGCCGACCAAGCGGGCAGACCAAAGAAGCGACAGGCUUGGCAGCAGGGACAGACAAAUGCAGGUCGCGCCCACAAGGAGACGCUUUGACAAAGGAGAACCACACUAA
This is a messenger RNA of Prunus dulcis (almond), 828 nucleotides long. RefSeq lists its product as uncharacterized. The record is from RefSeq and is a predicted model, not a curated record. The coding region runs from base 1 to 828 and encodes 275 amino acids. The transcript is spliced from 2 exons. NCBI's taxonomy places the organism in Eukaryota, Viridiplantae, Streptophyta, Magnoliopsida, Rosales, Rosaceae.